CUCUCGAUCACAGCAAAGAGCAAGCCAAUAUCUGAGUGCUCCCGAGUCGUGACUGGAAGGAAGCGUCUUUCACUUUCAAUAUCGCGAGCAUUUACCAAUUCCUUUUUGUUUACAGCGUUGAUCAUUACGGCGACAUGGGAGGAAGCUUCUCCCACUAAAAGAGAGGUCUGGUUUCCGAUGAGCACUUACAACUACAACAAUCCAAAAUUGUGGGGAGCACCUCGUAUUUGAAAUUGUAGGGUAUUAGGAGAUUCAAGUACCAAUGAUGGAUCAAUUCUAUCCGCAGUUGUUAACCCACUAUUUAUUUCACCACCCAUUUGGCAGGUUUUAGUUGUUUGACAUUUGUGGGACUGCCAAUGACCAAGUAGUGCACAUAUCUAAAAUCUUGGUCUUCAUUGUUCAUCAAAUGGAGUUCUUACAAAGAUCCGGCAUUGUUGUUUUGGGCAUCGCCGUUGCUUUCGUGGCUGUUGCUAUUACUGCAGCCUAUUCUUAUUUCACCAAGAAACCCCAAGGCUGCCUAGAUCCUCAAAGAUUCAAAGAAUUCCAACUUGUCAAAAGGAAACAUCUUAAUCAAAAUGUUGCCAGGUUCAAAUUUGCUCUGCCCACCUCUUCAGUGUUGGGUCUUCCUGUUGGACAGCAUAUACGCUGCAGGGGAAAGGAUAGCCAAGGUGAAGAAGUCAUCAAACCAUAUACCCCAAUCACUUUGGAUUCAGAUAUUGGUUACUUUGAGUUAGUUGUAAAGAUGUAUCCAAAUGGAAGGAUGUCCCAUCAUUUUAGGAAGAUGAAGGAAGGCGAUUAUCUGCCUGUUAAGGGCCCAAAGGGUCGUUUCAAAUACAAACCUGGCCAAGUUACAGCAUUUGGGAUGCUUGCUGGAGGCUCUGGCAUUACCCCAAUGUUUCAGCUUAUUCGAGCCGUGUUGGAAAACCCAAAAGAUAAAACCAAUUUGCAUCUUGUUUAUGCUAAUGUCACAGUUGAUGACAUUCUUUUAAAGGAAGAGUUAGAUGGCUUUGCUUGCAAGUUCCCUAACUGUUUCAAAGUCUAUUACGUUCUGAAUCAGCCACCUGAGGGAUGGAACGGUGGCACUGGGUAUGUAUCAGAGGAAAUGAUUCGAAGCCAUUGCCCAGCUCCAGCACCUGACAUUCAGAUAUUGAGGUGCGGUCCACCAGCCAUGAACUUGGCCAUGGCUGCUCACCUCAGCAUGCUGGGAUACAGCUCGGAGAUGCAGUUUGAGCUCUGAUUAUUUAAACUUUGCUUUGUAUUUCUUACAUAAAAUAAACCGAAAAAGAAACAAAUAGGUUGCGAGAUAUUAAAGUGAUUUGUCCAUUCAUGUAAUUUUAACAGGAAACAUUAUUGAUAUUGAAUUGACAUAGCCAUAAACAUAAUUUCAACAGGAAGUAUUAUUCAA
Malania oleifera is the source of this 1405-nucleotide messenger RNA. RefSeq names its product NADH--cytochrome b5 reductase 1-like. The coding region runs from base 407 to 1237 and encodes 276 amino acids. The transcript is spliced from 10 exons. NCBI's taxonomy places the organism in Eukaryota, Viridiplantae, Streptophyta, Magnoliopsida, Santalales, Ximeniaceae. Gene Ontology annotation, biological process: electron transport chain. Gene Ontology annotation, molecular function: cytochrome-b5 reductase activity, acting on NAD(P)H. The record is from RefSeq and is a predicted model, not a curated record.